Aspergillus pseudonomiae is the source of this 1836-nucleotide messenger RNA. Its product is annotated as alpha/beta hydrolase. Lineage: Eukaryota; Fungi; Ascomycota; Eurotiomycetes; Eurotiales; Aspergillaceae. The coding region runs from base 710 to 1723 and encodes 337 amino acids. The transcript has a single exon. Gene Ontology annotation, molecular function: hydrolase activity. The record is from RefSeq and is a predicted model, not a curated record.
AGGGCCAGGGUCAAUUGGAGAGUGUAAGAUUUUUUGAAAGCGCGGGACUCUUGCGGGGGAUGUCAGAGAGUUAAAUAUCGAACUUAAAAAGGAGAAAAGGGUUGAAAGGGGAGAAGCGAGAAGAAAGGUUGCUUUUUGACUUUUGUCAGGGUCCGGAACAAACGUGAUGUCAUCAGCAGGAGUGCCUCGGAAUCUUUCUCAGAUUUCUCAUGAAUGAACCAUUUCUUACCAAGCCAAGUUUCCACAGCGUUGGCGUCUAGAAUGAUCGGAUUAUGAGACAAUUCCCAUAGUUCCCUGUUUCUGAUUGCCUACCUCCGUUCGGUGACCCCUGGUGCCCUUAUCAACCCGGACAAGUCGUCCUCCUCCGGCUACCACUCUACAUACAGACGUACAUACGUACCUACAUACAUACAUUCUGGUGUCCCCAUUCCCGGCUUGGCUUUUUUUUUAGUUCCUCCAUGAUCCAUUCAGGCCAUUGAUUACUAUUCCCCAGUUCUUUUGACUUUCCCCAUUUGCCUCCCACGAGAGUCCAAGUCAAUUUUCUUCCUCCCGUAAUCUUUUUCCGGCUCUUCCUAUUCCGUGAAUUGCGAUCGUCUCUGUACUGAUCUUAAUCAUUCAUGGUCGUCUUUUCCUUCCCUUCUGAUUCUCCAACCUCCACAACUUGAUAAUCUGUGUUCGCCCCUUCGACAAGGGCUAUAUUCUGUUAGUCAUGGCGUCGUCGCGAUGGUGGCUUCUCGUGCAGGCCGUCUUUUGGCGGUUCCUCAUGCGCAUUGGCAUGUUCAUCCACCAUAUUUCGUUCCCACGGCCGCCUCGUCGCUCCUUCGUCCGAUCCAUCCCGUCCGGCUCGUCACGGAUUGAUUUGUACUUCUACUGUCCACCCGAGUACUCUCAAGGUAUUAAAGAAGGUCGCAGAUUUCCAGUAGUGGUUAACUUUCAUGGGGGUGGGUUCACCCUAGGAUGUCCGACCGAUGAUAGUCGCUGGGCCCAGUCCGUCCUGGCGGAAGUGGGCGCCGUCAUGGUCAGCGUCGGAUACCGUCGAGCCCCCGAACAUCCGUUUCCCGCCGCUGUAGAUGACGGGGUGCGAGCGAUCCAGUAUCUCUCUGCCCAUGCCAUUGAGCUAGGGCUGGACGUCUCACGCAUCGCUCUCAGCGGGUUUUCGGCUGGUGGCAAUCUGGCGGUCACGGUACCUUUACGCCUCCGCAGUCUAAUGUGUCGGGAAUCUCGCGACCCAUGGCUGGAUCGCGCGGAGUCUACCGAACAGCUUGUCGAUGCUUCCGCCAGCGACGUCCACAUCGUUGCUAUCUUUUGCUGGUAUCCCAUCUUGGAUUUUGAAGAACCCCGUGAGCAUCGGCGGAAUGCGAGUAUCAUGCCCGAUAAGACCCUCCCGGAGUUCUUCACCAAUUUAUUCGAUGAGGCAUAUUUGCCCGAUCUUGUGGACCGCCGGUCGCCGUAUGCAUCGCCCGUUCGGGCCGCGGAUGACCUUCUCGCCGAUGCCCUCCCCCAUGACAUCUUUCUGUACAUCUGUGAAUGGGACAUGCUCCUCAAUGAAGGCCAGCAAUUCGUGCGUCGUUUACAAGAUAUUGGCAAGCAUGUCCGCGCCAUGAUGAUUGAGAAAGUACCGCAUGCCUGGGACAAGUCUCCGAACCCGUGGCGUGAUCAGGAACAGGUAGAUAUCCUCUAUCGCGACGCUUGUGCCGACAUGAAAGCCAUCUUUAAUGCGUAGACGUUACACCACAGUUUAUAUUGCUCAUUUGGGCCUACCAGUGGCCUUGCUUUGCUUUUUUUGGAUCUUGAUAGAUGUGCAUAAACGGCGUUGGGUCAAGCGAGUCUGCGGUU